Messenger RNA from Nezara viridula (southern green stink bug), 2599 nucleotides. Lineage: Eukaryota; Metazoa; Arthropoda; Insecta; Hemiptera; Pentatomidae. The record is from the annotation of a GenBank genome assembly.
UUGACAGGGCGCAGAACACUCAGUAGGCGUUGUUGCCGAAUUCAGAGUUUGUGGAUUUUAUUUUACUCUAUUUCUAUUAUUUAACGGUCAUCCAAUUUACUUUUAAACUACUAUUGUUUAAUUUGUGUAAUAAUGGUGAAGUGAAGUGAUAUCGUGGAAGUAAUGGGAACGUUAUUAAGUGGCCAGUUAUAAUUGCUGUGGGAGGAGAUGGAGCGGAGCAGUUGUGGGCGAGUUGCUGGGUAUGAUGGCAAGAUAGCUGGACUUUACGAUUUGGAAGCCACUCUUGGAAGGGGCCACUUUGCUGUUGUUAAGCUUGCGCGGCAUGUGUUCACCGGAGAGAAAGUAGCAGUAAAAGUCAUUGAUAAAUCCAAACUUGAUGGUGUCUCCAAAGCUCAUCUUUUUCAAGAGGUCAGAUGCAUGAAGCUAGUGCAGCAUCCCAAUGUCGUCAGGCUUUAUGAAGUUAUUGAUACCCAGACGAAGCUGUACUUAGUCCUCGAGCUCGGAGAUGGGGGAGAUCUGUACGAUUACAUAAUGAGGCAUGAAGCUGGCUUAUCAGAACCACUUGCUAGAGAAUACUUUUCUCAGAUUGUCCGAGCUAUUUCUUAUUGCCAUCGACUACAUGUUGUUCAUAGGGACCUUAAACCUGAAAAUGUUGUAUUCUUCGAAAGAGCCGGUGUUGUUAAACUUACAGACUUUGGUUUCAGCAACAAGUUUUGUCCUGGUCAAAAACUUGAAACAUCGUGUGGUUCAUUGGCUUAUUCAGCUCCAGAAAUUCUUCUGGGUGAUUCCUAUGAUGCCCCUGCUGUCGAUGUAUGGUCCCUCGGAGUCAUAUUGUAUAUGCUUGUGUGUGGUCAGGCUCCUUUCCAAGAAGCAAAUGAUAGCGAAACUUUAACAAUGAUUAUGGACUGCAAAUACACAGUUCCGAAUCAUGUAUCAGGGGCAUGUAAGAAUUUGAUCGGAAGAAUGUUGGUAAGAGAGCCUGAAAAGAGGGCAACAUUGGAGGAAAUAGCUGCUGACCCCUGGGUCAAGGUGGACACUAAUGAACUCUCUGUCCCGCUUAUAUCCAGCCGUACGCUUACUGAGGCAGACCAUGCCUCAAUAGUCCAGAAGAUGGUUGCAGGAAAUAUAUGUACCAAAGAAGAAAUUUUGGAGUCAUUAGAAAAAAAUGACUAUAAUUAUAUAACUGCCACUUACUAUUUACUUGCUGAAAGAAAAUUAAGGGCAUCCGAUCCGAAGCAAACUCCUAAAAGCACUCCUAUCAAGUCUAUUGCACCAAUGGUUCGUGUUGAUUCGUGUCUUGAAAAUGACCAGCCCCAAAUUCCUUCAAUAAUGAACAUGACGAAAGGUCAAGGAGAAGGACAGCAGAUCAAUCCUCGGACACGUAAAUGUUCCAUUGUUACUGAAGAUGAUGAAGAGGAGAGCGGUGGGUCUCGGGAAAGUGGAGGGCUUAAUCGACGGGGAUCAAGAUCUGAAGGUAAAUUGCAUUUGGCAGUUCAAGAGAUUCAUCGUGCUGCGAUACCCAUCAAUUCAAUAACUGAGGCAUCUACUGCUCCUGGACCUCUUCAUCCGAACUCUGGUAACCAUACUCCAGUGAGAGCUGUGAAGACUCUCCCAUCUGCUCUUACAACUACAAAUAAUGUCAACAACAUCACUUCUCCACAAUUGGGUGUCAAUGCUAAUAUAGCAAGGUAUGAGAGAAGAAAUAAGUUGAGGAAAGGAAGCACCGCUUCCUGUAGUUCUUCAGAUGCCAGUGAUGAAGAUUCAGAAGGAAGAAAUAAAAGGAAAGGAAGUAACCACUCAUUACAUCGAGGACGAGGGCCUCAGGACCCAGGAGCUGGAGGUGGAACUGGAGGAGGAGGUGGUGCACCCCCACCUGGGGGACCUAGUACAAAUGGUGGACCUGGUCAAAAUGGCACUGGUCCUAAUCCUAGCAGCAGAGGUACAAGACGGGAAGGUGGUUGUGGCAGCAGUAGUUCUGGUGGUCGGAGGAGAGGGGAAACACGCUUAAGAGAAAGUCAGUCUUUAAAUAGAAUCACAGAAGUUCAAGAAGUCGAGGCUAAUAAUAGUCCAACACAAAAAGAGCCCCAAAAUGAAUCGACGCAGCCUCCUCCAUCCAAACCUCAAGGAGGAAGCAGCUUUGGUAAAAAAAAUGCCUUCAUCGGGAGAUAUCUUAUGCUGCAGAAAAAACUUUGCCUGCCACUCCUUGGAAGAAGCAGGCUUUAUAAAGCACAAGAGAUACAUUCGAAUUUAGGUAAUGAGACUUGUCAGAUACAUGCUGGUCAAGGAAAGUGUUGUUCUCUCUGUUGACAACAUAAUGAGACAUCUGACAAAGGUGUGAUAUAAUGUGCUGACUGCCAAGACAAAGAUUAUUCUUAACAAAAGCCAAAGCGUGCAGGAGCCCUCAACAACUGGUGAAAAACAUGUAAAUAUCAAUGAAAAGCUACCUGUACUCAAGAAGUACCUCCUGUACCUUAUGUAUAUUUAUAAAUAUUUAUUUGUUAUUUCAUUUAUUUAUUAUUAUUUUUUAAACAGAUGAUGGAAAUGUCCUAUCUUUCAUUUAGAUUAUUCCCAUUACAAUUACUUGUUCAUUCAAUCAAAC